Molecule: messenger RNA, 3766 nt
Organism: Panicum virgatum (switchgrass)
Lineage: Eukaryota; Viridiplantae; Streptophyta; Magnoliopsida; Poales; Poaceae
Product: disease resistance protein RGA5-like
Exons: 4
Coding region: 304-3291 (995 amino acids)
Biological process (GO): defense response to other organism
Molecular function (GO): ADP binding
Source: RefSeq, a predicted model, not a curated record
GACGAUGAAUUAUUGACCAACGGGACAUUAUAUUGGGGGUACUAUAUCCACAGCAUUUGCUUGACCUCUCCCAGUUCUUCCCCACACGCCACCUCCGUCUAGGUCGCCGGCCGCCACGCGCCUUGCUCAACUCCAGUGAUCAUCUGAUCAGAUCAGGCCGGCGGCGGGCCAAGCGCAGGGACCGGCCGGGGUGCAUGAACCUCUCCGGCCGGGCACGCGGUGGCUGUGGCGAGCGCUUUCGUCGGCAUCAGGGUUGAUUGAGUGGCGGCCGUUCGUCGGGCCUCGGCGGAGGAGGGAGAAGAGAUGGUGGAUCCGUCCAAGAUUAUCGAAACAGCCGCGGGAGGCUGCCUGGGAGCUCUGGUCAGGAAGCUCGGUUCCCUGACGCUCAGUGAGAUCUCCCAGCUGAGUGCCAUCUCCGGCAACAUCGACUGGCUGAAAGAGGAGCUGCAGAUCCUGCACGCCGUCCUGCUAGAUCUGUCAAAUGAGGAGAAUCCUAGCCACCAAAUGAAGCUCUGGAAGAACAAAAUAAGAGAGCUGUCAUAUGACAUCGAUGAUGCCAUCAGCGGGUUCCUGCUCGCCUCGAGCAAGGGGCAAGAUCCCGGACUGCAGCACGACCCAGGCUUCGUUGACCGCAUCAUGGCGACCAUUCGAAGCUGCGCCGACCGGAUCGAAAGGUUGCCCUCUGAUUUCGGGAUCACCCGAGAGAUCAAGAAGCUCAAGGAUCGGGUUAGUGCGGCAGAAGACCGGCACAAGAGGUUGAAGACAGGGACGAACAGUGAUGCUGGCCCAAGCUAUGAUGCUAUUCCUAUCCGGGAUGUUGCUCAGUAUGCGGAUCCAGCUAGCCUCGUGGGCAUUGAUGCUCCGAGAGAAGAGAUCAUCCGCAAGCUCAGUCUCCAGGGGCUGGGCUCUUUGGUGAAUCAGCGCAUGGUGGUGGCCAUUGUUGGAUUUGGAGGCCUAGGCAAGACUACUCUUGCUAAACAGGUUUUCGACAAAAUUGCAGUGAACUUCAGCUGCACAGCUUUCGUGCCUGUGUCAAGAAACCCUGAUAUCAAUAAGGUUCUGAGAGAUAUAAUAUUGGAUUUCAAUUCUGGCGAGUCGUCCGAAGCUCUACGACAGCUUGAUCAACGGCAACUCAUAAAUAAGCUCAGGAAAUACAUCGAAGGGAAGAGGUACCUGGUUGCUGUUGAUGACAUAUGGAGCAAAGAUGCAUGGAUCAUUCUAGGUAGUGCACUGUUCAGUAAUAAUCAUGGCAGCAGAAUAAUUGUCACGACACGCAAGAAUGACGUUGCUGAAGAAUGCUGCCCUUCUAGCAUCGAUCAUGUCUACAAAAUGGAUCCUCUUGACAAGAAUGACUCAGAAAACUUGUUCGUAGAAAAAGCCUUUGGCCGCAAAGGUUGCCCUCCUAAUCUGAGAGGUGUUUGUGGUAAAAUCUUGAAAAGAUGUGCUGGGUCUCCACUAGCCAUCAUAACCUUGUCCGGUUUGUUGCGUAAUAAGGUGACAGUAUCUCAGUGCGAGGAGGUGCUAUAUUCUCUGAGUAAUGCAGUUCCGGAGGACUCUGAUGUUGAUGCGAUGAGAAAGAUACUAUCUUUCAGCUAUUUCGAUCUUCCUCAUCAUCUAAGAACAUGUCUAUUAUAUUUUAGCAUGUUUCCGGAAGAUAUGGUGAUCAAAAGGAAGCGGUUGGUAAAUAUGUGGAUUGCUGAAGGGUUUGUUCAUUGUAGUGAUGGAAGAAGUAAAAGUGAAAUUGCUGGUCAUUAUUUUGAUCAGCUCAUCAGUAGAAACUUGAUCCAGCCGGUGAACAUACAGUAUGACGUCCAGGCACGGGCUUGUCGGGUUCACGACACUAUUUUGGAUUUCAUUGUGUCUAAAUCCCUUGAAGAGAACUUCGUUUCGUUUCUUGGUUAUCAGUUGGGCAGACCAGAUGACAAGGUUCGUCGCUUAUCUAUCCAUUACAAGGAGUUCCGAGAUGGCGCAGGACUUUCAGGACAGGAUCUAUCUCAUGUCCGGUCACUUUGUAUUUUUGGGGAACCUCUGCGCAAGCAUUUUAGUGUUUCUCUUCGGGGACUGACUAAUCUGCGAGUUUUAGAUGCCAGGGAUGGUUCCCCUUAUUAUACAGACCGUUCUAAUGGAUUUGAUGUGUCAUGGUUUCCUCAUAUUGAUUUUGAUGUGUCAGAGUCUCCUCACCUGAAGUAUUUGGACAUGUAUGAACUUAUGCCGAUGGAAAUGUCAAGAGAAUUUUACACAAGGGAGGUCUUAACAGGGAUUGCAAACCUGCAGUAUCUAGAAACACUGGACUUAAGGACUGCCUACGUAAAGGAGUUGCCGCCUGAUAUUUACAAACUUCAGCAGCUAGUGCGCCUGUUCAUCUGCCCACGGGUCAGACUGGCCGCUGGCAUUGGACGAAUGGAGGCCUUGGAAGAGCUGAAAAUGAUCUCUAUCUACAGCUUCUAUUCACUGGAAUUGCUGCAAGAACUAGCCCAGCUAACCAAGCUGAGGUCAAUUCACAUUCGCAUAGAAGAUGGUCAGAUCGGUCUUGAACAGGAAUUGGUCUUAAUAUCUUCAAUUAACAAACUAAGCAUGUGCAACCUUCAUUCACUUAAGAUUGAUGCGUUCGACAAACGUGGCGUUGAUUAUGGCACGUAUCCUUUGGCCAUGUCUGAAGCCCUUUCCUCGCAACAUCCUCUACAAAGUCUGAGGAAGUUCAAAAUGAGGCACGGCCACCUCACUAAGAUUCCAGAUUGGAUGGGCUCACUAAAUCACCUUGAGAAACUAGUGUUGGAAGUCCGAGAAAUGGAGCAGAAAGAUCUGGAUAUCCUAGGAAAGUUGCCCGGCCUACUAUACCUCUCUCUUGCAGUCAUUGAGUGCCCAAAAGAAAUGUUAACUUUCAGGGAGAGCACAGGAUUCCAUUGUCUGAAGUAUUUGGCUGUAGGCAAUUUCCGUAAUGGAGCGGAAAUGCUGGAGUUUCAAGCUGGAUCUAUGCCAAGGCUUGAACACCUAGAACUUGACAUACACACGUCUGACAGUACUACCUUAUGUGGCUGUUAUGUCUCGGGCAUUGAGCACCUUAACAUGCUGACCACGGUUCGCGUUCGGAUUUUAGAGGAACUGAAUCAGGAUGGGGUGGCGACAGAUGUCGAGUCUGCUAUUACGAGUGCAGUCGACAAGCUUCCAAACAAUCCCACACUCAGUAUUGAGGUGUGCUCAGUCGUCCUGCAACACGACAAGGCCUAUAACAUGCGUGUCGGGCGGAGGAGGAGCAGGCGGUUUAGUAUAAGUAAGCGGAGGCAUAUAUAAACGUUACUGCAGGACUUUUCACUUUGUUGCUAAGCACAAGCAAUACUCGUGUACUGAAUUACUGCUACUCAUUUGAUGCAGUUCUGGGCCUUUGGGGUGCGGCAUGCUAAAUUGAUGAUCAAGGGUGAGCCUUUGAAGGUUACAUUGUGGUUCUCCGGGUUUCAUGUGCUCGUCAGCAAAGAAAAGGACCAUCACUUCUACUACUGUUUGUGUUAGUGUGACAGCUGCGCGAGUUUGUUGUGAUGCUUGCAUGCUUGUUAGUCUUAAACCUUGAGGUAUAUCUGCAUUUUUAAAUUUGAAACUGGUAGCAUCCAGAUGUAUGUUUCGCUCUAUUUCUGUGCUUGUACGUUGAACAUUGUCUGUAUUUCUGUUACACCUACUUUCGGAUUCUGUAAAACUAUGUGUGUGCGCAUUGAGAAUUGAGGAUUCUUUGAAGAAAUUGUGUGCAUGUACUGGUUACCAGGCCAAUCAUUCU